GAGAAGGGGUUCCGCUUCCGCCGAGAGCAGGAAGUCCCUGUCUCCUGGGUGAACGAGGCUGUCUCAACGAGGGAAGGCGAGUGCAGGUUCACCCUCCCACAGACAUGGGGCGCAGAAAGUCAAAGCGGAAGCCACCCCCGAAAAAGAAGAUGACAGGCACCCUAGAGACCCAGUUCACUUGCCCCUUCUGCAACCAUGAGAAAUCUUGUGACGUGAAAAUGGACCGUGCCCGUAACACUGGAGUCAUCUCUUGUACUGUGUGCCUAGAGGAAUUCCAGACACCCAUCACAUAUCUGUCAGAACCAGUGGACGUGUAUAGUGAUUGGAUAGACGCCUGCGAGGCAGCCAAUCAGUAGCAACACAGAGGGCCCACCCCCUUGGCAUCCCUGCUGCUGUGGAUUUGUCCGCUGGGUACCAAUCCAGAGACAUUCCUGGGGUCAAGGGUGUGGGUCCAGGGCCCUUGAAGCCCUCUUUGCAUGUGUGCAUGUGUGGAGCGGGUGUGGGUGUGAAUGUGUGACUGCAAGUGUGGCUGUGGGGGUAUGCUUAUGGGCCGGGGGUGAAGUUGAGGGGUUGCUGGGCCCUGGGGACCUGAGCUGCCUCCCUUGGCUCUGAAAGCCUUUGACUUGCUCCCUCUUCUGGCCCCUGACCCCUCUGGCUCUGGGGCCCUGGUUCAUCCAGGGGCCAGUAUCCUGACAUCCUGAGUGAGGGCAAGCCCCACAGAGACAGCCUCGGUACUCUCCAGACUCCUCACCCACCCACCCACCACCUUGCCGGUCUGAACUGGAUUGCCUACCCUCGUUCCCUGCCUUCCAAGACCUAUGGCCUGGAAUGCAAAGCCCAGGAUCCAAGGCUUGUGGCUGGGCCCUGGCAGGGUGGCCCUGUUCACGUUUACUUGGUUUUAUAGAGGAGGGAGGGGCUGGGGCCAGGACAACUGUUGGUCAGUAGCCCUUAAAUAAAGCAGCCAAUGCAAA
Pteropus alecto (black flying fox) is the source of this 971-nucleotide messenger RNA. It is a transcript of the gene ELOF1, whose product is annotated as elongation factor 1 homolog. Bases 105 to 356 code for a protein of 83 amino acids. The transcript is spliced from 4 exons. The record is from RefSeq and is a predicted model, not a curated record. Gene Ontology annotation, molecular function: RNA polymerase II complex binding. Gene Ontology annotation, cellular component: transcription elongation factor complex. Gene Ontology annotation, biological process: transcription elongation by RNA polymerase II. Lineage: Eukaryota; Metazoa; Chordata; Mammalia; Chiroptera; Pteropodidae.